Salmo salar (Atlantic salmon) is the source of this 1781-nucleotide messenger RNA. It is a transcript of the gene tha1, whose product is annotated as threonine aldolase 1. The record is from RefSeq and is a predicted model, not a curated record. Gene Ontology annotation, molecular function: L-allo-threonine aldolase activity. Gene Ontology annotation, cellular component: cytosol. Gene Ontology annotation, biological process: glycine biosynthetic process; L-threonine catabolic process. Lineage: Eukaryota; Metazoa; Chordata; Actinopteri; Salmoniformes; Salmonidae.
GAUCAUGGCAAUGAACGCUUUCUGUGUUGUGGGCUGGUGGAGUAAAAUACAUGUUCUGUGGCGCCACCUUCUGGUAUAUUUAUGAUCCUUUUCCAUUACUCUGGCCUGACAGCCACUGGAGUUCGAAUCAAUGAUUGUCGAAUACAACGAUCCAAAGUUCACAGCUAAAACAAUGGAUGAGUGAACUGGUUUUCUGCGGUGCUCAAAACGACAGCAAACAUGUUUUUAAAAACGUUAACGAUUCUGGCCCGUGCCUUGUUGCACUGUGUAAACCGGGGUGUCAUCUCACCAAAACAUCGCCAUGUGUUCCCCGUGGGGCUUGGACGAGGACCCUCUCGACUCUACUACGAGACCGCUAAACCAGUGGACCCUUCCCUGGCCGGGGCAUCCUCUACCCGGACAGUGGACCUCCGUAGCGACACAGUGACCAAGCCUGGAGCGGCCAUGCGUCAGGCCAUGGCAGAGGCCGAGGUUGGGGAUGAUGUAUUCGGGGAGGAUCCAACAGUAAAUGAGCUCCAGAAGAUGGCUGCAGAGGUGUUUGGGAUGGAGGCAGCUCUCUAUGUCCCAUCUGGAACCAUGGCAAACCUAAUAGCAGUAAUGGUGCACUGCAGAGAGAGAGGAGAUGAGAUGAUUGUUGGAGAUCUGUCACACCUCCACAUCUACGAGCAGGGAGGGAGUGCUCAGCUGGCUGGUGUCCACUCCACCAUGGUGACCAAUCUACCUGACGGGACCUUUGACCUGGAUCAGCUGGAGUCCAAGAUUCGCCAUGGUUACCCCGACGCCCACUACCCCCGCUCACGCCUGGUGUGUGUGGAGAACACACACAACAUACAGGGAGGCCGUGUGCUGCCCCUACCCUUCCUGCAGGAGGUAAAGGUGUUAGCAGACAGAUAUGGACUGGCUGUACACAUGGACGGAGCAAGAAUGAUGAAUGCAGCCAUUGCCCAGAAAGUCGCCCCAUCUACAAUCCUACAAAACACACACACCGUCAGCGUCUGCCUGUCCAAGGGUCUGGGUGCUCCAGUGGGCACCAUGCUGGCUGGCCCUCAGGACUUCAUUUCCAGGGCGGUGCGUUGUCGUAAAGCCCUGGGCGGAGGGCUGCGCCAGGUGGGAAUUCUGGCAGCCGCUGGCAAGCUGGCAUUGGGGGACAUGAUCAACAGGCUGGAGGAAGACCACCGUCAUGCCAGGACCUUCGCACAGGCUCUGUUGGAGUGCGACCCGCCUCUCUACGAGGUCGACAUGGCUGCUGUGGAAACCAACAUCCUGCGGUUUCGUCUGCGGGAUGCCUCGUUGACCCCAACAGAGUUCUGUGCCCUGAUGGCUGGGGUGGGGGAAGGCGAGCAGGCCGCUAUGGGGCAGGGGGUACGGGUACUCAUGUUCCCCCACAUUGGAGGCUUUGUCAGGGCCGUCUGGCAUCUGGACAUCUCACUGGAGGACACUCAGCUGGCCAUCCAAAAGCUGCAGUUUGUGGCCAGGCAACACUCUCAGCAGAGCCCAGUGAAGCCUCGCAUAGAUUUAACCCUAACAUGGUGAGCUGCUCGUUGGGCCCCCUGAUCAUUGAUCUCUCAUUUAGAGGGAUUCACUUGAAGAACUUUGCAAAGAGUUGAUUUUAAUUUGGAUUAUUUUAUGAAUAAUAUGUAUAUUAAUCAUAACAGCUUUUCAUGAAUGUAAAUACAGGUACUAUACUUUAUUUCGGGAAUAUGUUUCUUAUACAGACUUAUUUCUUAGAGGUAAGUCUUUCUAACUAAGGAACAAAUAAAUUAUGCUAUUGUCAACAAGCA